GGUGCUAGGGAAGGCUCCUGGAAAUUGGCUCCUGCAAUCAGCUUGCAGAAGGGGACCGGGUCAAAGGCUGGCAAGGGAUAAUGAGGGGGCUGGACCCAGGAUUGGGAAGAUGAGGACAGGUACCACCCAAACCACGACCACGGUGAACGUACCCAGGUUCUUAGCUAAAAGCUGGACGGGGCUCGACUAGCAGGGGAGAGAACCACUUGCUGUUUUUUCUUGGCUCUGUAGCGGAAGAUGUCUGCAGACAGUCAAAGCAUCGCGGCUACCGAGAACAAGGAGAAAACCCAGGAGGUCCCAGGUAAUGAGCAGCGCUAUGGAGAGGGGCAAGAGGAGACAGAGCCCUUGGGAACCUCUCGGGAGUCAACCCAUGUUAAGGCAGAGACAGAAGAGCCACACAGUGAGGAAACAUCACAGGAGGACAGGACUGCAGGAACACAGGGCUGGAUGUCUCCAAGUCCUGACGCUAGGGACAAAGGCCCAUUCCUGCCUGGUGGAGUUCUUCCUUCACCUUGGAUCCCUGUGCUGUCCCGAGGGGGACGGACCAGAGAGCGACAGAUGGCCGCUGCACUCCUCACUGCCUGGUCCCAGAUGCCGGUGACCUUUGAGGAUGUGGCUCUGUACCUCUCCCGGGAGGAGUGGGGAAGGCUGGACCACACACAGCAAAAUUUCUACAGAGACAUACUACAGGGGAAAAAUGGCCUGGCUUUGGGGUUUCCCUUCAGCAGACCUUUCUGGGUCCCCCAAGUUCAAGGGAAGGGCCAGGCGGCAAGCUCUAGCAGGAUCACAGGCGCUGAGGAGAGGAGAGGGCUUGAUUCAGCUCUGCCCUCUCAUUCUGUGGGUUCUCCACAAGUUCAUCUUCAGCUGGCAGCCUCUCUUUUCACAGGAACUGUGGAAAUGGGGAAGGUGGUUCCCACCUUGGCUGUGGCAACCCUAGAGGACACAAAAUCCCUAAGGACUAGGGCCAGGUGGGCCCCACAGGAAGACCUGAAGUGUGGUCAGCAAUUAGCUAGUGGCCCAGGAGCAAAGCUGACCAGAGACACCAGGGAAGAAGCUAGUCAGCUAAAGCCAGCCCCAACCGAAGCACAUCCUCUCAAGACCGCAGAGGACAGCGGCCCAGAGAAACCCGGUGAGGGGGAGGAGGCCCUGAAAGGUGGCGAAGAGUGUCUGGUACCCGACGGUGACACGGGCAAGAAGACAUACAAGUGUGAACAGUGCGGCAAGGGCUUCAGUUGGCACUCGCACCUGGUGACACACCGGCGCACGCACACGGGGGAGAAGCCUUAUACCUGCACGGACUGCGGCAAGCGCUUCGGCCGCAGCUCACACCUCAUCCAGCACCAGAUCAUCCACACGGGCGAGAAGCCCUACACCUGCCCCUCGUGCUGGAAGAGCUUCAGCCACCACUCCACGCUGAUCCAGCACCAGCGCAUCCACACCGGCGAGAAGCCCUACGUGUGCGACCGCUGUGCCAAGCGCUUCACCCGCCGCUCGGACCUAGUCACACACCAGGGCACUCACACCGGCGCCAAGCCCCACAAGUGCCCUAUCUGUGCCAAGUGCUUCACCCAGAGCUCCGCCCUGGUCACCCACCAGCGCACCCACACCGGCGUCAAGCCCUACCCGUGCCCCGAGUGCGGCAAGUGCUUCAGCCAGCGCUCCAAUCUCAUCGCACACAAUCGCACGCACACGGGCGAGAAGCCCUACCACUGCCUCGACUGUGGCAAGAGCUUCAGCCACAGCUCGCACCUCACCGCCCACCAGCGCACCCACCGUGGCGUGCGGCCCUACUCCUGCCCACUCUGCGGCAAGAGCUUCAGCCGCCGCUCCAACCUGCACCGGCACGAGAAGAUCCACACCACUAGACCCAAGGCUCUGGCCAUGCUCAUGCUGGGGGCGGCGGCUGCGGGGGCGCUCACAGCACCCCGACCUGCUCCCACUUAAAAGCCUGAGAGAGCAGUGAGGACACCCUGGGAAGCUGGGACGACCCGCUGCUGCUGGGGCCCUGGGAAGACGCUGGGUCCUAGCCAGUGGGAUGUGGAGUGGGGUGAGGGCAGGGAACUGCAAGGUGCAGUUCUGACACCAGGUGGGCAUGGUCACGUGGGGGCAGCCGGGGCUAGAAGGGCGGGCGCUCUAGCUGCAGAUCCAAGGCUUGGGUUUCAAGCUGCGCCCUGUGGCGCUGUGUGCCUGGUGCUUGAGCUGAUCUCUGAGCAUCGGGUAGCUCUUGGUUCCACCAGGCGUCCUCGUUCAGGUAACCCUGAGUCACCACUGGUGGCCCUGGACGCCUCUCAUCCCUAGCCUUGACUUGGGUCAGAGUCUCUUUUGUCAGAGGUCUUUUCCAGAAUAUCAGGACCUUUAAAAAAAAUUUUUUUUUUGAGUCGGGUGUGGUAGCGUACACCUUUAAUACUAGCACUUGGGAGUCAGAGGCAGUAGAAUUUCGGUAGUUUGAGCCCAGCCUGGUCUACGAAGUGAGUGCAGCACAGCCAGGGCUGUUGUCUCGAAAACCAAAACAAAAUUAAUAAUAAUAAUAUAAUAAUAAUAGUUAUUAUUAUUAUAAUUAUUGUGGUUGUCAUUGGUAUCUAAACGCAUGUAUGGAUGUGACACAGUGCACCUGUUGAGGUCAGAGGACAACUCAGAAUUUAUUCUAUACCACGAGGGUCUCGGGUAUGUCACUCCAGUUGUCUGUAGGCAUCUUUACCUACUGGGUCAUCUCACCCAGGUUUUGUAGUUUUGAGACCUGGCUUCCUGUAGCCUAGGGUAGCUCUAGCUAGGUACCGUGUGUUCCUCGCCCCUACCUGCCGGGUACUGGGAUUAUAGGUGAAACCCACCCAGCCCAAGUUGGGACCACAAGACUAUAAACAAAAGCUUCUACAGUCUGGUUUCCCAACCUGAAGCAAGCCAGUUAAUUUCUGGCACCGUGAGGUGGGGGAAG
Molecule: messenger RNA, 2932 nt
Organism: Apodemus sylvaticus (European woodmouse)
Lineage: Eukaryota; Metazoa; Chordata; Mammalia; Rodentia; Muridae
Gene: Znf205
Product: zinc finger protein 205
Exons: 7
Coding region: 238-1944 (568 amino acids)
Biological process (GO): negative regulation of transcription by RNA polymerase II
Molecular function (GO): RNA polymerase II cis-regulatory region sequence-specific DNA binding; DNA-binding transcription repressor activity, RNA polymerase II-specific
Source: RefSeq, a predicted model, not a curated record